GGUUAAAGAAAUGGAAAAAACUUGGUUGAGAAGCAGAAGAAGAAAAGGUUGAAUUUAUGAAAAAUUCAAUCGUUGGAAAACUCGUCUUCUUCGACUUCGUUCAACUUAAUUCAUAAUUUAUAAUUUAACUAAAAAAACAAAUAUACAUAAAAGAAGAAGAAGACGAGAAGUAGAAUUGCUCCGGCGACGACGUAGGUCCGGCGAAAUCAAAGCAAUAUUCUGUUCGGAGACGGCGUAGUUCCGGUGAGAUCAAUUGAAUUGUAGAAGAAGAAGACCAUUCAGUUCUGGAGAAGAAUAUUUGGUCCGCGUGAUCAGAGGAAUUAUGGCGGGGGGAUGGAGAGGAUCUGGAUCGGCGGAUGGAACGACGGCGAUGAGGAACCGAAUCGCAUCUUCUAAGAAUAUUCGUUUGGGUAAAGUACAGCCACAAGCGCCUGGUCAUCGAACCGUGUUUUGUAAUGAUCGUGAUGCCAAUGCUCUCGCCAAAUUCAAGGGAAAUUCUGUGUCGACUACAAAGUAUGACAUCAUAACAUUCUUGCCAAAGGGGUUAUUUGAACAGUUCAGGCGGGUGGCUAAUCUGUAUUUCCUUAUGAUCUCAAUUUUGUCGUGCACUCCGGUCAGUCCUGUAAGUCCAAUAACGAAUGUGCUUCCUUUGAGCUUGGUGCUUCUUGUCUCUCUUGUUAAGGAGGCUUGGGAGGAUUGGAAGCGUUUUCAGAAUGACUUGUCAAUUAACAAUUCUUCUAUAGACGUGUUGCAAGAUCAAAAUUGGGUUUCUGUACCUUGGAAGAAGCUGCAGGUUGGAGACAUUGUGAGAUUGGCUAUUCUUGUGCAGGUUAAGCAGGAUCAGUUCUUUCCAGCAGAUCUUCUUGUUCUUGCCAGCACAAACCCUGAUGGUGUCUGCUACACUGAGACCGCAAAUUUGGAUGGCGAAACUAAUUUAAAGAUCAGAAAAGCACUAGAGAAAACCUGGGAUUAUGUGACUCCCGAUAAAGUUUCUGAAUUUAAAGGAGAAGUACAGUGUGAGCAACCUAAUAACUCAUUAUACACUUUCGCUGGCAAUCUGAUAAUUCAAAAACAAACCUUGCCACUCGGUCCAAAUCAACUUCUAUUAAGGGGCUGCAGUCUGAGAAACACAGAGUACAUUGUUGGAGCUGUCAUUUUUUCAGGGCAUGAAACAAAGGUUAUGAUGAACGCUAUGAAGAUUCCUUCCAAGAGAAGCUCCUUGGAGAAGAAACUUGAUAAACUUAUUCUGACUCUUUUUAGUGUUCUCUUCAGCAUGUGUCUAUUGGGAGCUAUAGGCAGUGGUAUCUUCAUAAAUAAGAAAUAUUAUUAUUUACGGUUUGAAAGCAGUGCAGAUGCACAAUCCAAUCCUGACAAUAGAUUUGUGGUUGCUGCUUUGACCAUGUUCACCUUAAUCACUCUGUAUUCACCGAUUAUUCCCAUCUCUCUCUAUGUUUCUGUUGAGAUGAUUAAGUUUAUUCAGUCCACAAAAUUUAUCAACAAUGAUUUACACAUGUACCAUGCUGAGAGUAACACCCCUGCACAAGCAAGGACAUCUAAUUUGAACGAGGAACUUGGGCAGGUGGAAUACAUAUUUUCUGACAAAACUGGAACUCUAACGAGGAACUUAAUGGAGUUUUUCAAGUGUUCAAUUGGAGGAGAGAUAUAUGGCAGUGGUAUUACUGAAAUUGAGAUGGGAACUGCACAAAGAAGUGGAAUGAGAGUUGAGGUCCAAAAAUCAUCAAACGAGGCACGUGAAAAAGGUUUCAAUUUUGAUGAUGCUCGGCUGAUGCGAGGUGCCUGGAGGAAUGAAUCUAAUCCUGAUGCAUGCAAGGAAUUCUUCAGAUGCCUUGCAAUAUGCCAUACCGUGCUGCCUGAAGGUGAAGAGACCCCAGAAAAAAUACGAUAUCAGGCAGCUUCUCCUGAUGAAGCCGCUCUGGUUGCAGCAGCAAAGAACUUUGGCUUCUUCUUUUACAAGCGUACUCCAACAUUGAUUUAUGUGCGUGAAUCACACGUUGAGAAGAUGGGAAAGGUUCAAGAUAUACCCUAUGAGAUUUUGAAUGUCCUUGAAUUCAACAGUACGAGAAAGCGUCAGUCUGUUGUAUGUCGCUAUCCUGAUGGCAGAUUGGUACUCUAUUGCAAGGGUGCAGAUAAUGUUAUUUAUGAGAGGUUGCAUGAUGGAGACAAUGAUUUGAAGAAAAGAACGAGGGAGCACUUGGAGCAAUUUGGUGCUGCUGGACUUCGUACACUUUGCUUGGCUUACAGAGAUCUAACCCCAUAUGUGUAUGAAAGUUGGAACGAAAAAUUCAUUCAAGCAAAAUCUUCUCUUCGAGAACGAGAGAAGAAAUUGGAUGAGGUGGCAGAACUGAUAGAAAAGGAUCUUGUUUUGAUUGGAUGCACUGCUAUAGAAGACAAGCUUCAAGAAGGUGUACCUGCCUGCAUAGAGACUCUUUCAAGGGCUGGAAUUAAGAUUUGGGUGCUAACUGGGGAUAAACUGGAAACAGCAAUAAACAUUGCUUAUGCAUGCAAUUUGAUCAAUAACAGCAUGAAACAAUUUGUUAUUAGCUCAGAAACUGAUGAAAUCAGAGAAGUGGAAGAUAGAGGUGACCAAGUGGAGCUUGCUCGUUUUAUGAAAGACACAGUCAAGAAUGAGCUCCGGAAAUGUUAUGACGAAGCACAAGAGUUUCUCCAUUCGGCAUCUGGACCAAAGUUAGCACUAGUAAUUGAUGGGAAGUGCUUAAUGUAUGCCUUAGACCCCAGUCUUCGUGUAAUGUUGUUGAAUUUGAGCUUGAAUUGCAGUGCAGUGGUUUGCUGUCGUGUUUCUCCUUUACAGAAAGCUCAGGUAACCAGCUUGGUUAGGAAGGGGGCACAGAGAAUUACUCUUAGUAUUGGUGAUGGUGCUAAUGAUGUGAGUAUGAUUCAAGCUGCUCAUGUUGGUGUUGGAAUAAGUGGACAGGAGGGAAUGCAAGCAGUCAUGUCUAGUGAUUUUGCAAUAGCUCAGUUCCGCUUUCUCACCGAUUUAUUGCUUGUCCAUGGGCGCUGGUCAUAUCUUAGAAUAUGCAAGGUGGUGACAUAUUUCUUUUACAAGAAUCUGAUGUUUACACUGACUCAGUUUUGGUUUACCUUCCGCACUGGAUUCUCUGGUCAGAGGUUCUAUGAUGAUUGGUUCCAGUCUCUCUACAAUGUGAUCUUCACAGCGCUUCCUGUUAUUAUUCUUGGGCUUUUUGAGAAGGAUGUCAGUGCAUCUCUCUCCAAGAAAUAUCCCGAGUUAUACAGGGAAGGAAUUAGAAAUACAUUCUUCAAGUGGAGAGUUGUGGCUACCUGGGCUUUUUUUGCAGUUUAUCAAUCAUUAGUCUUGUAUAAUUUCGUAAUUUCUUCGAGUACAAAGGGCAUGAAUUCAUCUGGCAGGAUGUUUGGCCUAUGGGAUGUCAGUACAAUGGCCUACACUUGUGUUGUUGUAACUGUCAAUUUGCGUCUCCUUAUGAUGUGCAACACAAUUACAAGAUGGCAUCACAUUAGUGUUGGAGGGAGUAUAUUAUUAUGGUUCAUUUUCGUCUUUAUCUACUCGGGUAUCCACUUGCAUAAAGAGCAGGAGGGUAUCUAUUUAGUCAUCUUUGUCCUGAUGGGCACAUUUUAUUUCUACCUCACGCUGCUGCUUGUACCAGUUGCUGCACUUUUUGUCGACUUCCUAUAUCAGGGGGCUCAAAGAUGGUUUUUCCCAUAUGAUUAUCAGAUUGUUCAGGAAAUUCACAAGCACGAGAUUGACAAUAGCAGGGUUGGGUUAUUGGAGAUUCGUAACGAGCUUUCUCCAGAUGAAGCAAGGAGAUAUGCCAUAAUGCAACUACCUGGACAGAAAUCGAAGCAUACUGGUUUCGCCUUUGAUUCACCCGGUUACGAGUCCUUUUUUGCGUCUCAGGCUGGUGUCUUGGCACCUCAAAAGGCGUGGGAUGUGGCUCGGAGAGCAAGCAUGAAAACACGGCCAAAGGCACCUAGAAAGGGCUGAGGUUCCAGAAAUUUUGUACAAAAUUUUCUUCUUUAACCCUGCCGUUCACUUUCCCCUAGACAACAUUAGCGGAUACGUAGAAUUAGCUGUGUAUUUAUUCUUUCGCACACAUUCGUCGAUUCGUUGUGAAUUCUAAAGUUAUAGUCGCUAGUAGGGUUUAGGAGAUUGUAGCAAAAUCAUCUGAGAAGUAAACGAUAGAAAAUGUACAUUAUUUGAUGUAACCUUCCUGAGCGCAACUCCAGCUUGUAUCUGUGUAUCGAUAGUUGUGAUAAUUUAUUUAUUUUUGCAAUAUUAUUCAUAGAUUAGUUAUGAACGUGAUAGAGGGGAAUGUAUGUUGAUGAUA
Nicotiana tabacum (common tobacco) is the source of this 4343-nucleotide messenger RNA. Its product is annotated as phospholipid-transporting ATPase 3. Gene Ontology annotation, cellular component: trans-Golgi network; plasma membrane. Gene Ontology annotation, biological process: phospholipid translocation; Golgi vesicle budding. Gene Ontology annotation, molecular function: ATPase-coupled intramembrane lipid carrier activity; ATP hydrolysis activity; ATP binding. The record is from RefSeq and is a predicted model, not a curated record. NCBI's taxonomy places the organism in Eukaryota, Viridiplantae, Streptophyta, Magnoliopsida, Solanales, Solanaceae.